AUGAAUAACGAUUACUUUUACUUCCUGUUCACGUUAAAUAAGGGCAAGUGUGGCUAUUGGCUCCAGAAGCUUGCUACAGCGGGGUCGCUGAGACGCUGCGUGAGCCCAGCGACAGGUCCAAGCAUGUGGACAGAGGUAGCUGCUGGCCGCCUCUGCCCAGCCAUUGAGAAAGGCAGAGGCCUGCGCCAGGUGGUCCUCCCUCAUGAUUUGUGUGAUAAAUUCCUCACUGCAGCAGGAAUGAACACCAAGAAAAAAAUAGAGACAUGUGGUGUUCUAUGUGGAGCCCUGGUUGGAGAGGAAUAUCACAUCAGCCAUAUCCUCAUUCCUGUCCAGGAAGGAGGCCCAGAUUAUUGCUGUGCAAAGCAUGAGGAGGACCUCUUCUUUAUUCAAGAAGGACUGGGACUUAUUACAUUAGGAUGGAUACAUACCCAUCCAACCCAGACAGCCUUUUUGUCAAGUGUAGAUCUACACACACAUUUUGCAUACCAAACGAUGCUCCCUGAAUCCAUAGCUGUGGUGUGUGCUCCCAAGUAUAAACAAACUGGAAUUUUCGAACUGACACCUAUUGGACUACAAGAAAUAUCUGAUUGUCCACGGAGAGGGUUCCACACCCACAGACAGGACACAGCUCUCUUCUGUGACUGCAGUCAUGUCACCACCCGGAACAUCAUGGUGACUGUCACAGAUUUGAGAUGA
Molecule: messenger RNA, 696 nt
Organism: Apodemus sylvaticus (European woodmouse)
Lineage: Eukaryota; Metazoa; Chordata; Mammalia; Rodentia; Muridae
Product: STAM-binding protein-like
Exons: 6
Coding region: 1-696 (231 amino acids)
Biological process (GO): protein K63-linked deubiquitination
Cellular component (GO): endosome; cleavage furrow
Molecular function (GO): protein binding; metal-dependent deubiquitinase activity; K63-linked deubiquitinase activity
Source: RefSeq, a predicted model, not a curated record